Serpula lacrymans var. lacrymans S7.9 is the source of this 456-nucleotide messenger RNA. RefSeq lists its product as uncharacterized. Gene Ontology annotation, molecular function: structural constituent of ribosome. Gene Ontology annotation, cellular component: cytosolic small ribosomal subunit; ribosome. The record is from RefSeq and is a predicted model, not a curated record. Lineage: Eukaryota; Fungi; Basidiomycota; Agaricomycetes; Boletales; Serpulaceae. Bases 1 to 456 code for a protein of 151 amino acids. The transcript is spliced from 6 exons. Gene Ontology annotation, biological process: translation; ribosomal small subunit assembly.
AUGGCAGAUUCCUCUGUAACCGAUCCUCAAGUUGCUGCCGACCUCAAGAAGAAGAGAACCUUCCGUACGUUCUCGUACCGUGGUGUUGAGCUUGAAAAGCUCCUUGAUUUGAGCAAUGAAGAUCUCGUCCACGCCCGUGCCCGUCGUCGCUUCCAACGUGGUCUCAAGCGUCGCCCAAUGGGCCUCAUCAAAAAGUUGCGCAAGGCCAAAAAAGAGGCACCUCCCAAUGAGAAGCCUGCUGUCGUCAAGACGCAUCUCCGUGACAUGAUUAUUGUCCCUGAAAUGAUUGGAAGUGUCGUUGGUAUCUACAACGGAAAGGUCUUCAACUCUGUGGAAAUCAAGCCUGAAAUGACUGGUCACUAUCUUGCCGAGUUCUCUUGCUCCUACCGGCCCGUUAAGCACGGUCGCCCUGGUAUCGGUGCCACGCAUUCAUCUCGUUUCAUUCCUCUCAAGUAA